Molecule: messenger RNA, 1749 nt
Organism: Linum trigynum
Lineage: Eukaryota; Viridiplantae; Streptophyta; Magnoliopsida; Malpighiales; Linaceae
Source: the annotation of a GenBank genome assembly
AUGGCGGAGGACGAGAGCUCGAAGAAGCGAAGGCUGGACAUCAAUUGGGAAGAAUUUAAUCGCCAGACCGACGAUAUGUAUUUGAUGCCAGAAGUCGUCCGGCCGAAGAGGGGCAGUCACACUGAUGAUCAGAACCCCCGCCAACAGUGCACCCCCUCGCCGCCGAAUUCUGCCUCUGAAGACGGCGAUCACGGGUGCACCUUGAGGGCGGAGUGCGCUAAGCUGCCUGACGGGAAGCUGGAGGAGGCGAUUGCGAGUAAGAGGAGGAAUCUGGCGAAUGUUGGUAGUAAAUUGCGAGACGGAGGGGGGAAACUCCUGUUUGCCAUUGCAAUCUAUGAAGAGGAGCGAGAGAGGAGAAAAUCGGGCAAGGCAGCUAUGGCUGUUGGUGAAUCUAAGCAAUCCAUACAGUCGGCAAAUACAAGUACAAAUGGUGCUCCAGGUGGCAGUAAAGAGAUGGCAUCUUCUGAAAUUCAUUCACAAUCGCGUUUUGGCUCUCUUUUCAGUAAAAAGAUGGAAGAUAAAAUCAUAAGGCUGCCAAGGCAUUUGAUAGAGAACUAUCUACUCUGCGUCCUUGUAGCCCUCCGAAAGGGAAACUCAAUGAGGGUUUGUCACAAAAUGGAAGGCGGAAAAAUGGAUCAUCAAAAAGACGAGGUUCUCAAUCUUCUGUUGGUUGGAAGGACAAGGGAAUUUCCUCUGAUUCCUUCUACUCUAAAGGGCAAAGUGCAUCUAGACAUUUUUCUAAUGGUGCUUUUGGUAGAAAAGAGGAAUCUCCAGUCUCGCCUUUAUAUAGUCUCAGACCUAGAAAGGCAAAGGGAGACUGUGGUUCUUUUGGAUGAUGAUGAUGAUGAGGUUCUGGAGACACUAGAUUGUGCAAAUGAAACACGUGAUGAAUGCCUGAAAGAUGCUAAAAUCUACUACCCGUCUAGGGAUGAUCCAGAAUGUGUUGAAAUCUGUUUCCAGGAUAUAGACUGUCUGGCUCCUGAAAGUUUCUUGACAUCACCUAUCAUGAACUUUUACGUACGGUACCAAGAGAUGCAGGCUUCUCCAUCACAAAAGGCUACUUGUGAUUAUCACAUAUUUAAUACAUUCUUCUACAACAAGCUUAAACAGCAGUUGUCACGAAAGGGAGGUGAAAAGGAAUCCCUCUUUGUCAAGUUUAGAAGAUGGUGGAAGGGUGUGAACUUAUUUGAGAAGGCAUACAUACUGAUUCCUAUACACGAAGAUCUACACUGGAGCUUGGUGAUCAUCUGUUUCCCAGAGAAGAAGGACAACAGAUCAGGACCAAUGUUGCUUCAUUUGGACUCAUUAAAGCUCCACUAUAGCAGAGUUGUUUUGGAGGAUAUAACUAGCUUUUUGAGAGAAGAAUGGCAAUAUUUACAUCAAGAAGUUGCUCGUCAGUCAGAUGUUGAGAUCUCUGACAAAAUAUGGAAGCGUCUUCAUAACAUUUCUUCAAGAAGAAUCGAGGUUCCACAACAGAAAAAUGAUUAUGAUUGCGGUAUCUUUGUACUUUAUUUCAUGGAGCGCUUCAUUGACGAAGCCCCGGAGAGGCUGAAAGAAGUGGAUCUGGACAUGUUCGGCAAGCAAUGGUUCAAACCUGAAGAGGCAUCUCGCUUGAGAAAGAAAAUAAGAGAUUUGCUCAAGACCGAGUUUCGUAAAUUAAGAAAGCGCAGCAUUGCUUGCGAAUCAUUGGCUGUCCCUUCCGGAGGAUCAACUUCAGCAGAAAACAGUAAUUCAACUGAGUCGUCCUGA